UUGGCUGCCUGCGGCCGUCAGCAGGCGGUGAUUGGCCGGCGGCAGCGCCCUCAGCGCAGGGUGCGCUCGGAGGCCGCAGGCCUUCUUGAGCUGAAAGGAUGAAAAUUGGAAACUGGAAAAUCACUGUCACUGACCUGAGCUUUAUCCUGACUUCUGGAGUCCCAGUUGAUGUCGUUGGGCAAAUGAGUCUUCAAGAGUGUCCCCUGUCCUUGUCCAUGAUUUAGGCAGCGGCUGGACAUGCAUCACUAGCGGGAUGGUUGGCCACCGAAGCUGCAAUGUCGUCCCUGACGACCUCCAGUGAGGGAGAGAACUCCACUCCCAGGUUUGUUGUCGGCUCCAGAGAUGAUGAAACAGAAUUUCUGGGAUCAAACAUGAAGACAGAUGAAACCGAUUUUUUUGAAGACGAUGAAGAGGAGGAGUCGCCACCAGAACGGCAGAUCGUGGUAGGAAUCUGUGCCAUGACCAAAAAGUCCAAGUCAAAGCCCAUGACACAGAUUCUGGAGCGUCUGUGCAAGUUUGAGUACAUCACAGUGGUGAUCAUGGGGGAAGAUGUUAUUCUGAAUGAACCGGUGGAGAACUGGCCUUCUUGUGACUGCCUGAUAUCCUUCCACUCCAAAGGAUUCCCCCUGGAUAAGGCAGUUGCUUAUGCCAAGCUGUGCAAGCCAUUUCUGAUCAACGACCUUGAUAUGCAGUAUUUCAUCCAGGACAGGCGUGAAGUGUAUCGGAUCCUUCAAGAAGAGGGAAUAGACCUGCCUCGCUAUGCUGUGCUUAAUCGAGAUCCUGACAGACCAGAAGAGUGCAACUUGGUGGAAGGAGAGGACCAUGUGGAGGUGAACGGAGCCGUUUUCCCAAAGCCGUUUGUGGAGAAGCCAGUCAGUGCUGAGGACCACAAUGUGUACAUUUACUACCCGACGUCAGCAGGUGGGGGCAGCCAGCGGCUCUUCCGUAAGAUUGGCAGCCGGAGCAGUGUGUACUCCCCAGAGAGCAGCGUAAGGAAGACAGGCUCCUACAUUUAUGAGGAGUUCAUGCCUACAGAUGGCACUGAUGUGAAGGUGUACACCGUUGGGCCAGACUAUGCCCACGCAGAAGCUCGCAAAUCCCCUGCUUUGGAUGGGAAAGUGGAACGGGACAGUGAAGGGAAGGAAAUUCGUUACCCAGUCAUGCUGACUGCCAUGGAGAAACUUGUUGCCCGUAAAGUCUGUGUAGCCUUUAAGCAAACUGUGUGUGGGUUCGACCUCCUGCGGGCCAAUGGCCACUCAUUUGUUUGUGAUGUGAACGGCUUCAGCUUUGUGAAGAACUCCAUGAAGUAUUAUGAUGACUGUGCCAAAAUCCUUGGAAAUAUAAUCAUGAGGGAGUUGGCUCCCCAGUUUCAGAUCCCCUGGUCCAUCCCAACAGAGGCAGAAGACAUCCCCAUUGUCCCCACAACUUCAGGCACCAUGAUGGAGCUUCGCUGUGUUAUUGCAGUCAUCCGUCAUGGAGAUCGCACCCCUAAGCAGAAGAUGAAGAUGGAGGUGAAACAUCCCCGGUUCUUUGAAUUAUUUGAGAAAUAUGAUGGUUACAAGACAGGGAAGUUGAAGCUGAAGAAACCAGAGCAGCUACAGGAAGUGCUGGACAUUGCACGGCAGCUUGUGGUGGAGCUGGGAACACACGGUGAUUGUGAAAUUGAGGAGAGGAAAUCCAAACUGGAACAGUUGAAGAGUGUCUUGGAGAUGUAUGGGCAUUUUUCUGGCAUUAACCGUAAGGUUCAGUUGACCUAUCUGCCUCAUGGACAUCCAAAAGCUGCGAGUGAAGAUGAAGAAGCUCGACGAGAGUCCUCCCCCUCCCUUCUGCUGGUGCUUAAGUGGGGUGGAGAGCUGACCCCGGCAGGAAGAGUCCAGGCAGAGGAGCUGGGGCGGGCGUUUCGCUGCAUGUACCCGGGAGGACAAGGUGAUUAUGCUGGUUUCCCUGGCUGUGGCUUGCUCAGGCUGCACAGCACUUAUCGCCAUGAUCUCAAGAUCUAUGCCUCAGACGAGGGGAGAGUUCAGAUGACAGCAGCAGCUUUUGCAAAGGGUCUGCUGGCCCUGGAAGGAGAGCUGACCCCCAUCCUGGUGCAGAUGGUGAAAAGUGCCAACAUGAAUGGUCUGCUGGACAGUGACAGUGAUUCCCUUAGCAGCUGUCAACACAGAGUGAAGGCACGACUGCACGAAAUCAUGCAGAAGGAUGCCGAGUUCUGUGAAGAAGAUUAUGAAAAGCUAGCACCUACAGGCAGUGCUUCUCUGCUCAAUUCCAUGACCUUUAUCCAGAACCCAGUUGAGGUCUGUAACCAGGUGUUCACCCUGAUUGAGAAUCUCACCUCCCAGAUACGAAAACAUCUGGAAGACCCAAAAUCUGCAGACCUGCAGCUGUACCACAGUGAGACUUUGGAACUGAUGCUGCAACGCUGGAGUAAGCUGGAGCGAGAUUUCCGCAUGAAGAAUGGGCGCUAUGACAUCAGCAAGAUCCCUGAUAUAUAUGACUGCAUCAAGUAUGAUGUACAGCACAACUGUGCACUGAAAUUGGAAGGCACAACUGAACUCUUCAAGCUUUCCAAAGCCCUGGCAGAUGUGAUCAUACCACAGGAAUACGGGAUUAAUAAGGAGGAGAAACUGGAGAUUGCAAUUGGCUUUUGUCUUCCUCUCAUUAAAAAGAUCCAGCUGGACCUACAGAGAACUCAUGAAGAUGAGUCUGUCAACAAACUACAUCCGUUGUACUCGAGAGGAGUUCUGUCACCAGGUCGCCACGUUCGAACCCGGCUGUACUUCACCAGUGAGAGCCACGUGCACUCCCUGCUCAGUAUCUUCCGCUAUGGGGGGCUCCUGGAUGAAAACAAAGACCAGCAGUGGAAGAGAGCCAUGGACUAUUUGAGUGCUAUCUCAGAGCUGAACUACAUGACCCAGAUUGUUAUCAUGCUCUACGAGGACAACAACAAGGACCCCUCUUCAGAGGAGCGUUUCCAUGUGGAGCUGCAUUUCAGCCCUGGUGUCAAAGGCUGUGAGGAGGACAGGAACAUUCCCACGGGGUUUGGCUUUCGGCCAGCCUCAGCAGAGCAGAAUGAGGACAAGAAGGCAGACCAAGGCAGCCUAGAGGACCUCUCGAACAAGAAGAGCAGUGAUGAGCCAGACUGUGCUCGGCAGAAGUCCCCACAGCCCUCCGAGCCCGUCAGCAUCCAGCGAAGGUCGCCGCUGGUCAGGAACCGCAAGACGGGAUCCAUGGAGGUGCUGUCUGAAUCUUCUUCUAAAUCAGGAGGUUAUCGCCUCUUCAGCACUUAUUCCAGGCAGUCUUCUGAGAUGAAGCAAAGUGGAUUAGAGCUCUUGUCUAUGCCAGCCGUAAAACGAUUUUCUGUGUCGUUUGCAAAGCAUCCGACUAAUGAUGUGUUGGAGCACCAGCACGUUGCCCAGUUGCUACGGCGUUUUUCCUCUGACUGUGCCACGAGCCGGACCAUCUCCUUGGAUGCCACCUUAGCCCAUCACCUGCAGCAGUGCUCCUACCACCUGCGCCUCUUCAGGAGCUGGCUGAUCUCAGGGCAGGAUGACUUGGAGUGUCUUUACGGUUUUGAAGGCUGUUCCAUGGUUCCCACCAUUUAUCCCCUGGAGACUCUGCACAACUCCCUCUCUUUGCGGCAGGUCAACGAGUUCCUGACAGCCGUUUGCAGGAGUUGCAGCGAAUCGCAUGUCCAGUCCACCGCAGCUUUGUUUGAUUCAAUGAUUGGCAGCCAGAUACCAGGAGACCCCUUCAUGUCCCAGCAAAUCCUGUCAUCAUCGUCCUUGCCAUUGCGCCAGCGUUCGGAUAAGCCCCCUUGGUACAGCAGUGGCCCCUCCAGUACUGUCUCCAGUGCAGGCCCAUCCUCCCCAACUUCUGUGGACAACUGUGCUCGUUUCAGCUUUACUGAGAAACUUUCUAUCAGCCCCCCAAAAAGUGAGGAGCAACUGACCAGCCGGUCCCCUGAGCAGGAAGAGAGUCAAGCUCCAGGCAGAGGGCUCGACACACAGGGGGGCAUGUCUGAGCUGUCAGUAGCCGAGCCAAGUGCCCCUGAGACACUCAUCUGGAGUAAGGGCCCAGAGCCAGGCAGGAUCCUGGAGCUGUGCAAGAAGGAGCUGCCAGAAGAGAAGAGCAUGGGGGAGCUGGAUGAAGAAAAAUCAUCUGAGGAAAUAUUAGAGCCAAGUAACAUAGGAAACUCAAAGUGUGGUGAAGGGUUUGACCUGAGGCUGGCUGGGGAGACAGCAAAGCCAGAUGAGGGGUCUGUUAGGGGAAGGACUGGCCUGGAUCAGUCUGGGCUGCCCAAGGAGAUCCUGGUGCCGUGUGAAGAGGAGCUGCUGGGAGAGGUGUUGGACCCAGAGCAUACAGGCAAGGAGCUGCUGGGGGACAGUGUUUUGUCAGACCAGCUUCUCUCUAGUCACCUGUGCCAGGUGCUGCCACCGCCUCCUGAGAAGAAUGUGGAGGAACUGCAGCUGCUGUAUCAGAAGGAUCAGCAAAAUUAGUGGCUUACUGGACAGCAAGCACUUCUAGCCUGAAAGCAGCCCAACUUCCUGCAUGGCACCUUACACAGCUGGUGGUCCAUAGCAAAGAAGCCUUGUCCCAGGGCCACAGGACUCUGUGGUGUGGAAGAGACUGCUUUGCACUCCACAAGCCAGCUCUUUGCCAUUCAGCAAGAAUGUUUGCCUCGUUAAAUGAACAACAAUGCAAUCUUGGUACUGGCAUGGCACCUCCAUGGAGCAGGGACAUGGUGCUGCACUGGUGUUCCAAGGGCUUUGUGCUCACUGGGACAGCAGCAUUAGAGGACUAGUACAGCCAAGGCUUUUAGGGUGGUACGUCUCCAAAGGGGACAGAUCCUCCCUUGUGACUUUUUGGCCCACAUCCUUCAAAAAAAGUCGUUCUGGGCCCAAAUUAAUCGGAUCCAUCACAACCACAAACCUCCUCUCUGUUCCUUUCUUCCUCUCUCAAUUCCCACUGCUGGCCACCAAAAUCAGGUCCAGAGAGUCCAUGGCAGGAAAACUAGCAGAGGCAGAAAGCAUUCUGAAUGAGUGUGGAAAAGAAGGGUAGUGAGGGCAUCAGGUUUUAAUGCCACUUGCAAGGAAACAUCUCUUUGGCUUGGCCUUGGAUGUUUCCCUGCUGGGCUGGGGCAGGCAGGAGCCUGGGGAUUCAGCCUGAGAGAGAUGUGCAGGGAGGACUCACACAAGUUGGUUUUUUUUCUCAUCCCCAAGGAUCAGGUAGGGUACAGCUCUGAAGUCUUGGUGACAGGGAUUAAAAGAAACUGCUAUUUUGAUAAUUCAGGACUAUUAGAAAUCAAUAAGGAGAAAUCUUUAUUAUAUAUAAAAUGAAAAUUAUUUAAUGUAUAUUUAUGUAAAUGCCUCGUGAGCACAAGCCUGAGGGCAAGAUUGAUACGGGUGUCCCUGCCGCAUCCUGAGUGCUGGCCAGGGCUGUGCUUCCUACUCCUCCUGUAUUUAUGGACAAAUCUGUGUGUCCAUCUGUAGCUAGGAUCUGUGUUUUUGUGAAGCUGUGCCCAAAGAUCUCUAUGCUGUGUUGUGACAGUGUGUGUUCACAGUAAAUCCAUGCUGUGGGUCCAGUG
Messenger RNA from Parus major (Great Tit), 5584 nucleotides. RefSeq names its product diphosphoinositol pentakisphosphate kinase 1 (gene PPIP5K1). Gene Ontology annotation, molecular function: diphosphoinositol pentakisphosphate kinase activity; 5-diphosphoinositol pentakisphosphate 1-kinase activity; inositol hexakisphosphate kinase activity. Gene Ontology annotation, biological process: inositol phosphate biosynthetic process; inositol metabolic process. NCBI's taxonomy places the organism in Eukaryota, Metazoa, Chordata, Aves, Passeriformes, Paridae. Gene Ontology annotation, cellular component: cytosol. The record is from RefSeq and is a predicted model, not a curated record. The transcript is spliced from 31 exons. Bases 276 to 4496 code for a protein of 1406 amino acids.